Messenger RNA from Ostrinia furnacalis (Asian corn borer), 4363 nucleotides. RefSeq lists its product as uncharacterized. Bases 1211 to 1708 code for a protein of 165 amino acids. The record is from RefSeq and is a predicted model, not a curated record. Gene Ontology annotation, molecular function: DNA binding. NCBI's taxonomy places the organism in Eukaryota, Metazoa, Arthropoda, Insecta, Lepidoptera, Crambidae. The transcript is spliced from 2 exons.
CACUAAAAUACCACAAGAUAAGCAUUCUCUGAAUAUACUUAUUAUUAUCAUAACUAUUCUGACCACAAUUUAAUUUUAAUGGUAUUCAUGAUCAAUAAUCAUAUUUAAUUUUGUCUCAUUCAUAUCAAAUCAGGUUGAUUAAAAAACCGAUCAUGACUAAUGGUGACUAACCCCCAAACAUUAUUGUCACCAUGAGGGGAAUCUCAGCCAGAGUAGGUACUAUGGUUUUGAUAUAAAGUAGGUACAUUACAUAUGCUAUUACCUAAUGAAUGUGUCGUUAGAUCAAAACAAUAUGAUAGAGUAUACCUUUGAGUGCAUUGAAUGAGUCAUUCCAAUUUUAUUGUUGAGUCAAUUUGCGAAAUCUUGGAAUAUAAGUAUUUUAAUGUGCCCAGGGACUAACUGCUUUGACGAAGGAUGCUGACAUAAAUAAUAAUAAUUUUACAUACCAAAACAGUAUAUAGAGUAACAAGUGAGCAUUACUCGCUUGUUAAUGAAGAAUUAGUAAUGUCAAUAACAAACUACCUAUAUGAAGCGAAUGAAUGCAACAAAGACAAUGCACUCGCUGAACGUAAGCUGCUCUAAUUUACUGGCUCACAUAAUUAUAAAUAUUACAACGCGAUGUAAUCACACAAUAUGCCGUGAUUGAUGGUGAAUAAAAUGGUUCAUUUGAAAAUCUAAUUGAUAUAUUUCAGAGGGUAGAGAUCCCGAUGCAAAGAGCCUGUUGAAUUUGUUUCUAAUAAAGAAAGCCCAACUGGGACCGAUUAUUAUCAUAUUAUUCAAUUAAUUGAAACAAACAAUGACUCACGUCCACCUUCGGGCGUUGGUAAAACAUAUAUCUCAGCAGCUACAUGGGUGACGUAAACAUCAUUGGCGACUCUAUAUACGGCUCAGUUAUCCAGAUUGCCUUUUCGGUCUCAGCAGUCGAGCUGACAAAGGAAGGAUCUAGAUAAUUAGCCGGUGACAAGAAUAGACGUCGCGGCCGGGCCCUGGGCCAGCUGACGUCAGCGCGCCAGGGCCGGCGGCGGGGCAAGACGGGCCCCGCGGCAGUGCCGCGCGCGCCGUCCGCCCGGCCGCACGCUGCCCGCUCCGCCGCACCCGCUGCCACCAGCCCGCCUCUCCGGCUCCGAGCCUCCGCAGUCCGCACCCGGCCACCGUCGCCCACUCGCCUGACCUCACCAGCCACCGCCAGACUCCAGCCGCGACACACAAAAUGGUUCGCAGAUACGAAAGGAUGAGCGGCCGUCAAUCCUGGAGCGAAGAAGACAUGGCGAAAGCCGUCGCUGCCGUGGUCUCCGGCAAGAUGGGCUACAAGCUCGCCGCCAGGACCUUCCACAUCCCGCGCUCCACGCUGCAGCGCCGCGCCAGCAAGGUGCGCUACCAGCAGCCCGACGACCCCAAGCCCCUCAUGGGCCACUACAGGCGCGUCUUCACAGACAGCCAGGAGAAAGACCUAGUCGGAUACAUAAAAAGCAUGGAGAAAUACUUCAUGGGCGUCUCCAGACGCGACAUCAGGGAACUAGCCUUCCAGUACGCCGAGGAUAACCAACUGAACCAUCCCUUCGACGUCAACAGCAGAAUGGCCGGCGAGGACUGGGUAAGGAACUUCCUAAAGAGAAACCCCGAACUCCUGGACAAGCCAGACAAGGACUCGGAGUUGGAACCGGUGAACUUUGAUCAAUUUUAUCACUUCAUGGUUCAGUUCUCAUGAUGCCCGACGUAACGACUCGGGGGGCGCCAGGUCAAGUACGGGGCCGAGAGAGCCUCGCGUCGCUUGGGGCCAAUCUAUUAGUGUUUCUGACUGACUUCGCCGCUAGUAACGUCAAACGGGAGACUGAAUAACUUUACUGUAGCCAAUGUAUUCAUGCCUUACGAGGAUAUCUAAGAGACUCACAGACAAACAAUAUUAAACAACACUAGUGGAUUGGUAUUUACUAUUAAGAUAGAAAAAUAAGAUUUUCAAAAUAUUUUAACUUAAUAAUAUAUUCAAAAGAUAUUUGAUUUAUAACUGUAUUUAUGGUAGAGCAAAGCUCAAAUUCGUUGUUACUUUAAAUGUUUUUAUUCCGUUUUAUUUAAAUGCGAUUAAUUUGUAUACACUACGUACUUACUUAGCUACCAAUUGCUGAUACAUAGUUAUCAUCUAUUUAUAGUCUAAAUUCUGUUGUUUAAUGGUAAAGUGACUUGUUGAAUCGAGGGCUGUGAUAAAGAGAAGGCGUAUAUUUUAUUGAGCAUAUCAUUAUUGAGGUAAUGCUAUAAAACAAAACGAUGAUAAUUGUAGGACACUGAUACGUAGCACAAAUUUAUAGUAGGUAUCCUAGUUGCAAUUUAUUUUGUGGUAUUAUACAUGUUACGAAUAUAUUGUCACAUUUUGCAAGCGCAAUACUAAGAUUUUUGGGCACACAUUAGCUUUUUAUAAUUAGUCAAAUAUUUAAAUAACCAAGUUACUAUGAAAAUUAACAUUUUACAACAAUAUUACAGUGCUAUUUUAAUGGGUUAGAAACAAGAAAAUAAUACUUUGACUCUACUUGCGCAAGGCCGAAUUUGUCUUUGGAUAAACCUUGACAAAUAGUAACUUGUUUCAGCUGUAGUAGGUAAUAUUUAAAUUAUUCAGGUUUUUGCUUUCAGGAACUAAAAUGUUCCGUUUUUCACCAAUGGCUUCAUUCAAAAUUAUUUUAAAAAAGAACACAAGAGUUAUUUAAUUAUAUUUUCUAAAAAGAACACGAAACAAAUACUUGAACAGAUUUAUUUUCAGUAAAGUAAGCAAUAUUAGUUUUCAAUAAAUCGAAACUCUACUUCAACCAAAACCUGUUGAGACCUAGCGUUUUACGAACUUUUCAAGUUAAAGUAUGUCAGUCGAUUAGUGGUGUCAAGCACUACUCAGUUCCAGCAGUUGAAGUGUUGUGACUUAGCAAUACCUAGUUUUUAGCGGUUAAUUCAUAACCGGGGUGUUUAAAGUGCAAUUAAUUUAGUUUUUCAGAAGAAGCUGUGCCAGCAUUCUAUCUUUCUUCACUGAAUCACGUAAUAGGUUUCUGACAGUACACGUUUGGUGAAACAAUGACGUCAUUACUAUACAAAAUCUAUGACGCAAUUUGACAGCUCAUAAAAAGUGCGUCAAUGGAUUGAUGAUGCGAACUAAUGCAUACGUACAUCUUUUAUUGCUAUUGAUUCUUAUUAGCAUCACGGAAUGACGAAACAAACACAGAGAUGUGAAUGAAAACAAUUUUGCGAUCAUGGUUUUGCGAUGGACGAGUUUUGUGCAGCUUAAAUUUUUGUUAGAGAAUUAUGCGCUUUUCCUGUAGAGUUUCUAGUGAUAGCCAUAUUGCUAAACCAACGACUAAGUACGAAAUUUAAGAUUGGAUUCUUUCCUUAGUAAACAAUAGUGGGUUGGUUGUUGAUGGUAGAUGUAGGUAUAUCUAUUAAUAGUGUCAAAGUGUCAAUGUUACAUUAUUUUUAUAAUUCCCUCCCUUGGUACAUACUUUGUCUUAUUGUGAUAUGGUAAUGGUGAUUGGUGAUAUUAGAAGGGAAAGGUUUAUUCUUAUAAACAGUUACGAAUUCAAGCUAGAGUAUACGAGCGACGAAAUUUUAUUUAAAUUGUUGAUGUGUAUCAGUUUAUUUUAAAGUCAACUGUAACAGUAACUGUGGUAAAGUCGAGAGCACAUAGGACUCUACAGCACAAUCACUUAAAAAUUGUGUAUUUUGAUAGUCGUUCUUCGAAUAAUUUGUCAUUGAAAGUAUUUUUUCAUUCAAUACGUUAAUAUUCUGUCUUAAUAAAAAGGAAUUGAUAAAUAGAAUUUUGAUAAUUUGAAUGUAAUUUGUCACAUCAAGCUUCUUACGCAAUUGAAAUAUUUAGGUGCUUACUCUGUAACAAAAAUGUAUAUAAAUAAUAUGAUGUUCUUUGGACUAUACUCGUUUUUUCGUAACAUACUAUAAUCAGGUUUUGUUUCUUUGAAUAAUAUUACUGCUAAGGGUGUCUAAAGUUUUUAUAAAAAAUCAUAUUUUUACAUGGUCAGGAAUAGAAAUGUUGGUAUUUAUAAUUAUUGUAACAAUGACGAAACAUAAAUCGUAUCCAAAAGUGUGGAAUAUUUGUCGUUACCUGAGUUAAUUUUUGAUCUCUUAUUUUAGUAAAUCAAAAGUAGGUAGAUAUAUGAUAAUAUUUAUUAACUGUUUGAAUUAUUGUUAGUAAUCGUUGGUCUUAAGAUAUUUUGAAACGUGGAAAGUGGUAUGCCAAACAUUGUUGAUUUUUAUUUGAGAUUUAUGAUUCCCUCCUAACUAACAAAAUAUUAAGUCAAAUAUGUUAAUUUAUAAACAAUACUUUAUGCAACUUAUGCUGAACAAAAGCCAUUGUUCCGAGUUUAUAUUUAGAACA